AAGAGCAUACGCCAUUUUUCACAUUUGUCCACUUUUAGGUUCCCAUCAAGAUCAAUCUGUCUCUAUAUUUAGGCUACCAUAAGUGUGCAUUAUUAACUAAUUAAUACAGUUUAGGGCUAACAAAUUUGUCCUGGAUAACUACUUUCAUUUGUAGCAGGCAAGUAUGUAAAGUUUAUGUCAAAGUUAGCCUAUAAGAUAGCUCUCAUCGCACCCAAUGACUGCAAGAGGCAUCCCUCUCUCUCUCUCUCUCUCUCUCUCUCUCCCUCUCCUCUCUCUCUCUCUCUCUCUCUCUCUCUCUCUCUCCUCACACGAAGAGCAAGUUGCAACAGGAACUCAACUUCUUAAAUCUCAUCUCGGAGACCUGCAUCCCAAAGCGGUGCAAUCAGCUCUGAAGCCCGGCGCGACGGAGCAGAUCUCUGGACGUGUUUUACAAUGGGUCCGGAUCUCGCGUUACGAUCCAUCGGAGGAGGAAAGCUCAAGUUUACGCUAAACGCGUUACGCUAGACGAUCCGCGCUGCAGAUGGAUGUUCAGAGACGUGCACCGGUUUAUCCGACAGUUUAUGAGAACGCUCGCAACGCGUCGUUUGCAAGUUUAGCGCGAUGUGGAAACGCGAGGCUUGUUUUUGACUUCUGCCCACGAUCCGACGGUUCGGCUGACCUUUACGUAACUAUGAUUUAACUGAAGGCGCGUUCGUCUGCGAUCUUGCCCGCGAGCAUCAUCCGUGGAAAGCACCUGGAGGACUCCAUCAGCGGCUACAGCAUCACCAAUGGCGUGAUCAUCCGGUUCACUGUCUUUGCAAUGGAUGAUAAAUCCAACAAACUCCUUUUAGUUCCCGUUUUGACCGUUUUGUUUGUCAUGAUCGGCUAUCAGUACAUCUGUCCAGCGGGGAGCACGUCUUGUCGGUUCGGCAACGGAGAGAGUUUCCCGUUCUCGGUGUAUCCGGCAGACGUCAAGAGAGAGUCUCCGGAUUCGGACGAGGACGCCCCGUUCAGAUUCCCGUCCAAAUUCAACUUCACGCGCGAGGACCUCUAUCGCCACGUGGAUUUCGACAUCAAGGGGAACGACGUGAUCGUGUUCCUCCACAUCCAGAAGACCGGAGGAACGACGUUCGGGAGGCACCUGGUGCGCAACAUCCACCUGGAGCGACCGUGCGACUGCCGCUCCGGACAGAAGAAGUGCACGUGUCACCGGCCCGGUAAAGCGGAGUCGUGGCUCUUCUCGCGCUUCUCCACGGGAUGGAGUUGCGGUCUCCACGCGGACUGGACCGAGCUCACGAACUGCGUCCCCGCUGUGAUGAAUAAAAAGCAAAAGAAAGACGCGCCAUUGAACAGGCGGAACUUCUACUACAUCACGCUGCUGCGGGACCCCGUGUCUCGUUACCUGAGCGAGUGGAAGCACGUGCAGCGCGGUGCCACGUGGAAGACGGCACUGCACAUGUGCGACGGGCGUCCUCCCACUCCAGACGAGCUGCCGGCCUGCUACAGCAGCGAAGACUGGACCGGCGUGUCUCUGGAGGAGUUCAUGGCCUGUCCCUCCAACCUGGCCAACAACCGGCAGACUCGCAUGCUGGCCGAUCUCAGCCUGGUGGGCUGCUACAACCUGUCCUCCAUGAGCGAAGAGCGGCGGGCCGAGCUGCUCCUCAGCAGCGCCAAGCGCAACCUGCUCCGCAUGGCGUUCUUCGGCCUAACCGAGUUCCAGCGCAAGACACAGUUCCUUUUUGAGAGGACGUUCGGCUUGCACUUCAUCACCGCCUUCACUCAGAUUAACGGGACUCGGGCGGCCGGGGUCACGGUUGGGACGUCCACCCGGAGGCGCAUAGAGGAGUUAAACGCGCUAGACAUGCAGUUGUACGAAUAUGCGCGGGAGCUUUUCUCGAGGCGCGUGCAGUACUGCCACCAUCAGGAGCGGCAGGAGGAGAGAGAGAGGAAACGACAGCAACGCAGGAGAACGAAGGAACAGAAAGCGGCACAGAUUCAACUGCAGGAGAGCGAAGAGCGAAAAGACGUGGAGCAGGAAAAUACGGAGUUAACUGGGGUGACGGAGGACUACAGCAGUCAGGUGGUGAGGUGGUGAUGCUGUGCUCUCUGGCUAUGUUCAGAAUAACAUACUAACAUCCUGCUCUGUCUCAGUAGUGCAUAGUGUGCAUACGCUUAAAGGAACACGCCACUUUUUUUGAAAAUAGGCUCAUUUUCCAAAUCCCCUAGAGUUAAACUGUUAAACUUUACCAUUUUUUAAUCCAUUCAGCUUCUGGUCUUGAGGUAGCACUUUUAGCUGUAGCUUAGCAUAGAUCAUUGAAACCGAUUAGACCUUUCGCAUCACGCUCAAAAAUGACCAAAGAGUUUUGAUAUUUUUCCUAUUUAAAACUUGACGCUUCAAUACUUAUGUCAUGUACUACGACCAACGGAAAAUGAAAAGUUGUGAUUUUCUAGACUGAUAUGACUAGCAACUAUACUCUCAUUCCGGCGUGAUGCUAACGGUUUAAUCAGAUUCGAUGAUCUGUGCUAAGCUACAGCUAAAAGUGCUACCGCCAAACCCGGGGAUCGGCUGAAUAGAUUCAAAAGUUGGAAAAUUAGCCUAUUUUUUUUUUAAAAGUGACGUUUUGCAAAAGGAGGUUUUUCAGUGAACCAUACUGGGUUCCCCAAUAAACCUUUCAGUGAACAGUUCUUACAAUAACCUUACAAUUUCUUAGUUUUAAGAACAUUUUAAUCAUUUAAAAUUCCACAAUUAAGAACCCUUCAUAGAAUGGAAAGGUUCUAUGGAUGUUAAAGGUUCUUCAUGGAACAUUUCAUUUGAAUAAAGAACCUUUAAGGGUACACAUUUCUCUAAAUGUGCAUUCGACAAAUGUUUCUCAGCUGUUUUCUCUUUCAAAUAGCACCAAUCAAGUUGCACUGAAGUAAGCAAAAAUUUGUUCUUUCUUUCUGUAUUUAUUUAUGUCCCCUAAGGGCAAUUGGUUUUACAGCAAGACCAGCAUAAAAAAGACAAUUACAAUGAAUAUCGCAAUAAAAAACAUUAGUAAAAAUAAAAGAAAAACUACCUUAAAAAAAUAUAUAUUUUUUAAUUAACUGCAUAAAUCUUCAACUAUCUCAAUACCUUUCAUGAAUGUUGGAAAAGGUUAUUUGGAUUUUUAAAAUGUUCUUCACACUAAGAAACUAAAAAACGCUUAUUUUAAGAAGAGUGAAAGAAGUAAAAGUUCGAAGUGGUUAUUCUGUUCCAUCGCUGCGAAGGCCUCCUUUUGCAGACUUUAUUUUUAAGAGUGUGCAAAAUUAUAAACAUGAUGCAUACAGAAAUGGAUGAUCCUGUCAGAUGGAGCAAAACAAAUGUGGAAGGUGAGGGGAUUUUUUACUUGACAAAUGUGGUGCAGUGGCCAAAUAUGUCCAUCUGAUGCAUGUUUACAUAGCUCAGUCGUUUAAAAAUAGCACAGAUGGAGCACAAAAACACGUCAUGUGAAUGGGCUCGAAGCACUAUGUGCUUCACCUGCAUUGACAGAGCAUCAUCUCCACAUACUUUUCACUUUGCAAUGGCGUGCUUGUUUGUCGCUCUGCAAUUUAUUUUGCUAUCGUAACCUCAUUAUAUACUUGCUGCAAAGGUGAAAUAGUUAAAAUUGAGAUGAGAAAGUUAAUGCAACAGGUUUAACUUGAUUUUUUUUUUAAAAAACAAAAAACAUAUGUAUAGAUAAUCGAGUAAGUCUUUCAAUAAUGCCUUUUUGCAUAUGAAUUAUGAUAGUAUUUGUUAGUAUUUGUAUUUAGCUUUGUUUCCACCACAAAAAACAACCUUUGAUUGCUGCCCACCAGUUGAGAACCACCGCAAGGAAUGAAUCAUACAUAAUGAAUCAUGUAUUGUUGGAUAUUGGAUGUUGUAUGUCUGGUUUUGUGGUCAGCGCUCACAUUUAAUUUCCUAGGGUUUUGCGUUUAGAUUAGGGUUCAAUUUUAGAAAACCGGUUACCACUGCUGUGUAAGUGCUUAAAAAAUGACACAAAAUUUGACAUUUUUUUCUCAUCUGACCAACAUAAUCUUUAGAUAUUCCCUACUUUUGGAUAGCCGUAGAAUUAGCAUUUUUUAGGAGGAAAUGCGGAAAAUUAAAUUGGUGUAGUUUCCAUUCGCCACUAUGGAUGUUUACCCAUAGAAGUCAAGCGUAGCAUUAGUUCUGGCACUUUAGUGAAGCUUGCAUCAACAGCCUCAGCUCAGAUUGGACACCUAUCACAGCACCUAUAAAUAAGGUCCUUCAGUAUUAUCACCAGCUUUUGCGAUGCUCAGUAGCUACUUUCCCUUUCUCCUUCCCAGCUCCUCCUCUCAUAUCCUCAAUCUGGCAAGCCGCACAAGCGCCAAGUCUGAGUAGGAGACUCUACAACAUUUUGAAUCGUAUUCGGCCUUUGAAUCAGACUAAUUUUAUUAGUCUUAUUCAGUAAACUGUAAUUGAGUAUAUAUCUGUAAACCUGUUUCUCUGAAAAGCAAUGCUACAGCCAUUGUAUUCCAUGUUUUUGUUUUUAUUUGUGUGAUUCUGACCACAGCAGAUUUACCUGAUUUAUCAACCUGGGUUGCCAGUUAGCACAAAACACAACUUACUACUAGACUGCAGAUUCUGCCUGGCCUAACCUCCUUUUUACAUCCAUCUAUAACCAGAGCCAUAGUAAAACUCAAGCUGAUGAGUGCAGCUUACUAUGCCUCGUCUCCUUCCAUGUUGCUCUCCUGUUGCGUGUCCUCAAUCUGGCAACCCGCAUUAGUGUCAAGUAUUACAUUCAUUAUUACAUACUGCACUUUAAAAUUCACUUGUUGCAUUUAAAAGAAAAAAGUAUUUUGUGUUUUAUAAUUAAGGUAAAAUAGUAUAGCAUUUGCCAUUACGUGAAUAUGAUUGGCUUAUUGGCUUUUCAGUAUAGAAAGAGAAUUUCAAUAUCGAUGCAGUUUUACAUUAUAACAUCUGCUUCUUCACACAUUUUGUUGUUAGUUUGCCAAAGGUUGUAACACUUUUGCACGCAGCAUAAUAUUAAUUUCAGUUUCCAAGUGUAUAACCGUCACGUGACAGCAAUGUAGCAUACUACAAAAACAUUUAUCAUGCAUAAUGUAUGUUGUACUGCACAGGAUUCAGGUAGAAAGCUAGUAUUCUAUUCUGAACAUAGCCUCUGUUUGUUUUCGUCCAUCUUUAUCCUCUCUAACAGCUCUCCUGCUCUUGUGUCCGAUGGUCAGUAAACCCAGGCUCAUUUAAGACCAUCAUAAAAAACUCUCUACCAGCAAUUGUAAUGUUUAAAUCUAUUCUGAUGAAGCCCUGCAGCUUUAUUUUUCUUCUGCAAAUCACAAUAUGGCUGGCUAAAUCAGUUGAAACGAAGAUAUCUUUCCUCACAUGAGACGUUAACCCGUUUAAUCCCACUUUUUUCAGGCAUGAAAAUAUCCAGAUGAUGUGUCAUUAG
Messenger RNA from Puntigrus tetrazona (Sumatra barb), 5402 nucleotides. It is a transcript of the gene hs6st3a, whose product is annotated as heparan sulfate 6-O-sulfotransferase 3a. The record is from RefSeq and is a predicted model, not a curated record. The transcript is spliced from 2 exons. NCBI's taxonomy places the organism in Eukaryota, Metazoa, Chordata, Actinopteri, Cypriniformes, Cyprinidae. Gene Ontology annotation, cellular component: membrane. Gene Ontology annotation, molecular function: heparan sulfate 6-sulfotransferase activity. Bases 800 to 2074 code for a protein of 424 amino acids.